Messenger RNA from Cynocephalus volans (Philippine flying lemur), 4587 nucleotides. It is a transcript of the gene NCKAP1L, whose product is annotated as NCK associated protein 1 like. Gene Ontology annotation, biological process: neuron projection morphogenesis; cell migration; cell projection assembly. Gene Ontology annotation, cellular component: SCAR complex. The record is from RefSeq and is a predicted model, not a curated record. Bases 1 to 3405 code for a protein of 1134 amino acids. The transcript has 31 exons. NCBI's taxonomy places the organism in Eukaryota, Metazoa, Chordata, Mammalia, Dermoptera, Cynocephalidae.
AUGUCUUUGACCUCUGCUUACCAGCAUAAAUUAGCAGAGAAGCUCACUAUCCUGAAUGAUCGAGGACAGGGGGUUCUCAUCCGUAUGUAUAACAUCAAGAAGACUUGUUCAGAUCCCAAAUCCAAGCCACCUUUCUUACUGGAGAAGUCCAUGGAAUCAUGUCUCAAGUAUAUCAACAAGAAAUUUCCCAACAUAGAUGUUCGAAGCAGCACGCAACAUUUAGGACCAGUACAUCGCGAAAAAGCUGAAAUAACUAGAUUCCUCACCAACUACUAUCAGUCAUUUGUUGACGUCAUGGAAUUUCGGGAUCAUGUAUAUGAACUUCUCAACACCAUUGAUGCCUGCCAGUGCCAUUUUGAUAUUAAUCUCAACUUUGACUUUACUCAGAGUUACCUGGACUUGAUUGUGACUUACACCUCAGUUAUUUUACUUCUGUCACGGAUUGAGGAUCGACGGAUACUCAUUGGCAUGUACAACUGUGCCCAUGAGAUGCUGCAUGGGCAUGGUGACCCCAGUUUUGCUCGUCUGGGUCAGAUGGUCUUGGAGUAUGAACACCCUCUGAAGAAGCUGACGGAAGAGUUUGGGCCUCACACAAAGGCUGUGAGUGGAGCCCUCCUCUCUUUGCACUUCCUCUUUGUCAGAAGGAACCAGGGGGCUGAGCAGUGGCGCAGUGCCCAGCUUCUAAGUCUCAUCAGCACUCCUCCAGCCAUGAUUCACCCUGCUAAUUCAGACACAAUGGCCUGUGAGUAUCUGUCCAUGGAAGUGAUGGAGCGCUGGAUUAUAAUUGGGUUUCUUCUUUGUCAUGGGUGCCUCAACUCCAAUAGCCAGUGCCAGAAGCUGUGGAAGCUGUGUCUGCAGGGCUCCCUGUACAUCACUCUCAUCCGGGACGAUGUGCUACAGGUGCACAAGGUCACUGAGGACCUGUUUAGCAGUUUGAAAGGGUAUGGCAAGCGAGUGGCAGACAUAAAGGAGAGCAAGGAACACAUGAUUGCAAACAGUGGCCAGUUUCACUGUCAACGGCGGCAAUUUCUGCGGAUGGCAGUGAAGGAGCUGGAGACGGUGUUAACUGAUGAACCAGGACUAUUGGGUCCCAAGGCCCUUUUUGCUUUCAUGGCUCUGUCCUUCAUUCGUGAUGAGGUCACGUGGCUGGUUCGUCACACAGAAAAUGUCACCAAGACAAAGACACCUGAGGACUAUGCUGACUCGAGCAUUGCAGAGCUACUUUUCUUGUUGGAGGAGAUUAGGGCUCUGGUCCGAAGGCACAUCAGAGUGAUACAGCAAUACCACCUUCAGUAUUUAGCCAGAUUUGAUGCUGUUGUGCUCAGUGACAUCAUUCAGAACUUGUCUGUGUGCCCAGAGGAGGAGUCCAUCAUCAUGUCCUCAUUCGUCAGUACUCUCUCUUCUCUGAAUCUCAAACAAGUUGAUAAUGGAGAGAAAUUUGAAUUCUCUGGAUUGAGGCUGGACUGGUUCCGCCUACAGGCAUACACAAGUGUGGCUAAGGCCCCCCUGCACCUGCAUGAGAACGCUGACUUAGCCAAGGUGAUGAACCUCAUUGUCUUUCACUCUCGAAUGCUGGAUUCAGUAGAGAAAGUGCUGGUAGAGACUUCUGACCUGUCUACUUUCUGCUUUCAUCUUCGUGCCUUUGAGAAGAUGUUUGCCAUGACCCUGGAGGAACCUACCAUGUUGCGUUAUGCCAUUGCUUUCCCCCUGAUUUGUGCUCAUUUUGCCCACUGCACUCAUGAGAUGUGCCCAGAGGAGUACCCCCACCUGAAGAACCAUGGUCUUCACCACUGCAACUUCUUCCUGGAAGAGCUGGCCAAGCAGACCAGCAACUGUGUCCUGGAGAUCUGUGCUGAACAGAGAAACCUGAGCGAGCAGCUUCUACCUAAGCACUGUGCCACUACCAUCAGCAAGGCCAAGAACAAGAAAACCAUGAAGCAGAGGCAGACUCCCAGGAAAGGAGAGCCUGAGAGGGACAAGCCAGGAGCUGAGAGCCACCGGAAGAACCGCAGCAUUGUCACCAACAUGGACAAGCUGCAUCUAAACUUGACAGAACUGGCAAUAACAAUGAAUCAUGUAUAUAGUUUCUCUGUGUUUGAACAUACUAUCUUCCCUUCUGAGUAUCUCAGCAGCCACCUGGAGGCCAGACUCAACAGAGCCAUUGUGUGGCUAGCUGGCUACAAUGCCACGACCCAGGAGAUCGUAAGACCCUCUGAGGUGUUGGCAGGAGUCAAAGCGUACAUCAGUUUCAUACAGUCUCUGGCCCAGUUUUUGGGUGCAGAUGCUUCCAGAGUCAUCCGCAAUGCCCUCCUGCAGCAGACACAGCCACUGGACUCAUGUGGGGAACAGACUAUCACCACUCUCUACACAAAUUGGUACCUGGAAAGUCUGCUUAGACAGGCGAGCAGUGGGACCAUCGUCCUUGCUCCAGCCAUGCAGGCCUUCAUCAGCCUCCCCAGAGAGGGGGAGCAGAACUUCAGUGCAGAGGAAUUCUCUGACAUCUCUGAGAUGCGGGCCUUGGCUGAACUCCUGGGCCCCUAUGGCAUGAAAUUCCUGAGUGAAAACCUGAUGUGGCAUGUGACCUCUCAGAUUGUGGAGCUAAAGAAGCUGGUGGUGGAAAACAUGGAUAUACUUGUUCAGAUCAGAUCCAACUUUAGCAAGCCAGACUUGAUGGCUUCUCUGCUGCCCCAGCUGAUGGGUGCUGAAAAUGUGCUGAAGCGCAUGACCAUCAUUGGAGUUAUCCUCAGUUUUAGGGCCAUGGCCCAAGAAGGACUUCGGGAAGUUUUCUCCUCUCACUGUCCGUUUCUUAUGGGUCCCAUUGAAUGCCUGAAGGAGUUUGUCACCCCAGACACAGACAUUAAGGUGACCUUGAGUAUCUUUGAGCUGGCAUCUGCUGCAGGGGUGGGUUGUGACAUUGACCCAGCACUGGUAGCUGCCAUUGCCAAUCUCAAAGCUGAUACUUCAUCCCCUGAGGAAGAAUAUAAGGUGGCCUGCCUGCUCUUGAUCUUUCUUGCUGUUUCCCUCCCACUCCUUGCCACUGACCCUUUGUCCUUCUACAGCAUUGAGAAGGAUGGUUACAACAACAAUAUCCAUUGCUUGACCAAAGCCAUCAUCCAGGUGUCUGCUGCUCUCUUCACACUUUACAACAAGAAUAUUGAAACUCACCUCAAGGAAUUUCUGGUGGUGGCCUCUGUCACCCUCUUGCAGCUGGGCCAGGAAACUGACAAACUUAAAACCAGAAAUCGGGAAUCCAUUUCUCUGCUCAUGCGCUUGGUGGUAGAGGAGUCAUCCUUCCUGACCCUGGACAUGUUGGAGUCCUGUUUCCCUUAUGUCCUUCUUCGAAAUGCCUAUCGGGAGGUAUCCCGGGCCUUCCACCUGAACCGGGUGCCUGCCAGUACCCACUGAAGUGCCCUGUGAACCUACCUAAACCCACGCCAUAGUGGAAGCUGUGGUCAUUUUCUCAAAGGGUAGAAGUGGAGGUGGGGUCACUAGAGAGAGGGUCAAGAGUCAGAGCUGACAAACAGGUAUAUGGAGGAAUGACCGAGGGCUGAGAAAUCAAAGAGAAGUGGGGGCAGGCUGGGGGCAUGGAGGACAGUUUAUAGAAAAAGUUAGGGGAUUGGGGCCACAUGUGUGAAUUUUUACAAUGAAGAAAACGAGUGACAUGCAAGUAUAUUUUCUAUCUUUUGGUGACUAGAGCUUGAGCUCUGACAGGCAUGGUUUUCUCUGACCUUCAUCACUAUUCUAGGAUAAUGCUGGCAGGCAGAGAUGAUCAAUCAUCAUAUUAAACCAUAAUGAUCUUAUAAUCCUCCCACUGGAGCUGCUAUUGUCUCCUGCACAUUCAUUAGGAUGAUUAUCUCCUCUCUUCCUUUUCCAAAUGUGUUCAGCAAACAUUCAGCCUGCUCCUUCUGUAUAGUGGUUGCAGAGAAACCCCUCUUUUCCUUUGGGUCCCUUCCUUUGCCUCCAGCUUGACUGCCUUUCCUACUGGGGCAAAAGGAAGUACUCUUCAGAGAUUUUCACUGUCCACCUGCUCCAGUAUACAUUGUGGGUAAUGAGUAAGUUCUCUUAUGCUUUAAACCCUCCUGCUUUGUCUUUGAUAUCUCCACAACCCAGAGCAGAGGAUCAGUAUAGAUCAAUUCUAGGUCACAUGGCAACUGAUUGGACUAGACUCACGUGGUCAAAUUUUUUCCCUCCCAUACCAUUUGGGGGAACACUCCCUCCUAUCUGGAAGGACUAAUUUAGCCCCAAAUCCUCUUGUCAGCCUGAGUAUAGCUGUUGCUCCAGGCAGGGAUUUCUCUUCUAGAUCUUAAAUUUCACAGACCUCAUUAGGUUGUAGGGCCCUGAAAGUAGGUAUCCUUGAGGGAGUACAGGCUGUUUCAACUUAGCUCUUUUCUGAACUAAUUAGAAUUUCAAGUGUCUAGAGCCCGAGGCAUUCAAGAUAGCACAAAACUAGGUUUAGUUAGUAGGAAACAGUGGCCCCAUCCAUCACUUCUGUGCACCCACUGCUAGGGAGGACUGAAGCAACAGAUCAUAUAUGUCACAGGUCUUAGUGGUUUGAAUGGGCAAAUAUAAUUAGCUAGUUUAUUAAUU